Hippopotamus amphibius kiboko is the source of this 3650-nucleotide messenger RNA. RefSeq names its product delta like canonical Notch ligand 1 (gene DLL1). Gene Ontology annotation, cellular component: membrane. The record is from RefSeq and is a predicted model, not a curated record. The coding region runs from base 852 to 3020 and encodes 722 amino acids. Gene Ontology annotation, biological process: Notch signaling pathway; multicellular organism development; cell communication. Gene Ontology annotation, molecular function: Notch binding; calcium ion binding. The transcript is spliced from 11 exons. Lineage: Eukaryota; Metazoa; Chordata; Mammalia; Artiodactyla; Hippopotamidae.
CCUUUGAGAGGAGGGUUUGGAAAAGUGGCUCCUUUGUGACAGCUCUCGCCAGAUUGGGGGGCUGCUCAUUUGCAUCUCAUUAGCCAUGCGGGCAGCCGGCGGGAUAUAAGGCGGCGGCGCGGGGCGAGUCCGAGCCCCUGCGCGCCCGCGGAGCCCCGGCCGGCGGCGCACCGGACCCCCAGCCUGGCGCGCAGCCUCCGCCGCGACCCGGUCCGGGACCCCGGGUGUUGACCUGGAUGGCACUGGCUGGGUCCCCGCGAAAGACUCGGGUGCAGGGCGCUGCCCGGACCGCGGCCGCCGAGUGAGACGGCCGGGCCGCACCCGCGCGCGCUCCGCCGGCCCCGGAUUACCGCCUCGCGCGUGGGAUUUCCAGACCCCGGCUGGCUAAUCGGACUCGCGGAGAGCCUUGCAGCUCGCUGGGAACUGGGCUGAAUAUCUGGACGCUUUCUCUCCCUCUUUUUUUGUUUUUUUCUUUCUUUCUUUUUUUUUUUCCUGCGAAGAAGCUUGAGACAAAACCAGGAAGCAGACGACCCCUACCUACUCGAGGAUUGGAAGAAAGGGGAAAACCGAAAGUUGCCGCGCCAGGAGCAGUCUCUCCGGGGAGCCUUUUUUUUUUUUUUUUUUUUGCUCCUCUUGCAUCCCGGAGUCGCUGUCGCCUCCGCAGGGCGGAUCUAAGGAACCUCGGCCUCCCAGAGAGCCGGAGACAGACCCCUGCGGAAGAAAGUCCGGACUGCCCCACCCGAGGCACAGCGGAGGCACCUUCCAGCCCCCGCCCCGGGGCCGCCUCCCUCCCCGAGGGUUUCGGAAGAGCAGGGGGACGCGAGGGCAGCGAGCGCGGCCGGCGGUGCGCCAUGGGCCGGCGGUGCGCCCUGGCCCUCGCCGUGCUCUCGGCCCUGCUGUGCCAGGUCUGGAGCUCCGGCGUGUUCGAGCUGAAGCUGCAGGAGUUCGUCAACAAGAAGGGGCUGCUGGGGAACCGCAACUGCUGCCGCGGGGGCGCGGGGCCGCCGCCCUGCGCCUGCAGGACUUUCUUCCGCGUGUGCCUCAAGCACUACCAGGCCAGCGUGUCCCCCGAGCCGCCCUGCACCUACGGCAGCGCCGUCACGCCGGUGCUGGGCGUCGACUCCUUCAGCCUCCCGGACGGCGCGGGCGGGGACCCCGCCUUCAGCAACCCCAUCCGCUUCCCCUUUGGCUUCACCUGGCCGGGAACCUUCUCUCUGAUCAUCGAAGCGCUCCACACAGAUUCCCCUGAUGACCUCGCAACAGAGAACCCAGAAAGGCUCAUCAGCCGCCUGGCCACACAGAGGCACCUGACGGUGGGCGAGGAGUGGUCCCAAGACCUGCACAGCAGCGGCCGCACAGACCUCAAGUAUUCCUACCGCUUCGUGUGCGACGAGCACUACUACGGGGAAGGCUGCUCUGUCUUCUGCCGCCCCCGCGACGACGCCUUUGGCCACUUCACCUGCGGGGAGAGAGGGGAAAAAGUCUGCAACCCUGGCUGGAAAGGCCAGUACUGCACCGAGCCCCUCUGUUUACCGGGAUGCGACGAGCAGCAUGGGUUUUGUGACAAGCCGGGGGAGUGCAAGUGCAGAGUGGGCUGGCAGGGCCGGUACUGCGACCAGUGCAUUCGGUACCCUGGCUGUCUCCACGGCACCUGCCAGCAGCCCUGGCAAUGCAACUGCCAGGAAGGCUGGGGGGGCCUUUUCUGCAACCAGGACCUAAACUACUGCACACACCAUAAGCCCUGCAAGAAUGGGGCCACCUGUACCAACACGGGCCAGGGAAGCUACACCUGCUCUUGCCGGCCUGGGUACACGGGGGCCAACUGUGAGACAGAGGUGGACGAGUGCAGGGCCAGCCCCUGCAGGAACGGAGGCAGCUGCACGGACCUCGAGAACAGCUACUCCUGCACCUGCCCACCUGGCUUCUACGGCAGGAUCUGCGAGCUGAGUGCCCUGGUGUGUGCCGACGGCCCCUGCUUCAACGGGGGACGGUGCUCGGACAACCCCGAGGGAGGGUACACCUGCCGCUGCUCUGGGGGCUUCUCUGGUUUUAACUGUGAGAAGAAGAUGGAUUCCUGCAGUUCCUCACCCUGUUCCAAUGGUGCACGGUGCGUGGAGCUUGGUGAUGCUUACGUCUGCCACUGCCAGGCUGGCUUCUCCGGGAGGCACUGUGAUGACAACGUGGAUGACUGUGCCUCCUCCCCGUGUGCCCACGGGGGCACCUGCCGGGACGGCGUGAACGAGUACUCCUGCACCUGCCCCCCCGGGUACACGGGCAGGAACUGCAGUGCCCCUGUCAGCAGGUGUGAGCACGCGCCCUGCCACAACGGGGCCACCUGCCACGAGCGGGCCCUCCGCUACCUGUGUGAGUGCGCCCCGGGCUACGGGGGCCCCAACUGCCAGUUCCUGCUUCCCGAGCCGCCCCCGGGCCCUGUGGUGGUGGACCUCACCGAGAAGUACGUGGAGGGCCAGGCGGGCCCGUUCCCCUGGGUGGCCGUCGGCGCGGGCGUGGUCCUCGUCCUCACGCUGCUGCUGGGCUGCGCCGCCGCCGCGGUCUGUGUGCGCCUGAGGCUGCAGAAGCGCCGGCCCCUCGCCGAGCCCUGCCGGGGGGAGACGGAGACCAUGAACAACCUGGCCAACCGCCGGCGGGAGAAGGACAUCUCUGUGAGUGUCAUCGGGGCCACGCAGAUCAAGAACACCAACAAGAAGGUGGACCUCCACGCGGAGCCCGGCGCCGAGAAGAACGGCCUCAAGGCUCGAGACCCCGCUGCGGGCUACAACCUGCUGCAGGACCUCAAGGGUGCCGCUGCCUCCGGGGACCCCCACGGCACGCGUGAUGCCAAGUGCCAGCCGCAGGGCUCUGCGGGGGAGGAGAAGGGCGCCCCAGCACUCAGGGGUGGAGAAGCAUCUGAAAGAAAAAGGCCAGACUCUGUGUACUCCACUUCGAAAGACACGAAGUACCAGUCGGUGUACGUCAUAUCCGAGGAGAAGGACGAGUGUGUCAUCGCAACGGAGGUGUAACGUGGAGGUGAUGUGGCAAAUCCCCGUUUCUCUUAGAAGAAGUGAACUUCCGAGGAUGUCUGCCCCGACGAUGCUGCUGAGAGGAGCGGAGGCGCGCGUGACGGCUGCUGGGAAGCCAGGCCCCUUCCCGCCGGGGGCGGCCCGCGGGCGUCCGGGCGCUGCCGCGCUGCCUGUUAGGACGUCUCCAUUGCACUAUGGACAGUUCCUUUUAAAAAGUAUAUAUUUAAUGGAUGGACUUGACCACUACGGAAGAAGCACGCACUGCCUGGAGUGUAUAUUUCGGAUUCUUAUGAGCCAGUCUUUUCUUGAAUUAGAAUCACAAACACUGCCUUUAUUGUCCUUUUUGAUACUAAAAUGUGUUUUUCUAGGUGGAAAAAAAUGUGCGUUAUUUUUUGGACUUGUAAAAAUAUUUUUCAUGAUAUCUGUAAAGCUUGAGUAUUUUGUGAUGUUCAUUUUUUAUAAUUUAAAUUUUUGGUAAAUAUGUACAAAGGCACUUCGGGUCUAUGUGACUAUAUUUUUUUGUAUAUAAAUGUAUUUAUGGAAUAUUGUGCAAAUGUUAUUUGAGUUUUUUACUGUUUUGUUAAUGAAGAAAUUCCUUUUUAAAAUAUUUUUCCAAAAUAAAUAUUAUGA